This is a messenger RNA of Austrofundulus limnaeus, 1005 nucleotides long. RefSeq names its product annexin A14 (gene anxa14). Bases 65 to 982 code for a protein of 305 amino acids. Gene Ontology annotation, cellular component: cytoplasm; vesicle membrane; nucleus. The record is from RefSeq and is a predicted model, not a curated record. Gene Ontology annotation, molecular function: phospholipase inhibitor activity; phosphatidylserine binding; calcium-dependent phospholipid binding. NCBI's taxonomy places the organism in Eukaryota, Metazoa, Chordata, Actinopteri, Cyprinodontiformes, Rivulidae. The transcript is spliced from 11 exons.
UGUGUGUGUGUGUGUGUGUGUGUGUGUGUGUGUGUGUGUGUGUGUGCUCUCACAUGUUCAGGACAUGUGGUGGGGGACUCUGGGUACCAUUCGAGCCUACCCCAGCUUCCACCCAGAGCAGGAUGUGAAGGAGAUCCAGUCGGCGUUGGAGAAGAAAGACGCAGUGACUCUGGUAAGAAUUCUAACGAAUCGGACCAACGUUCAGAGACAGGUGAUUGCCAGCACCUUCCAGGAGAUAACAGACAAGGACCUGAGCACAACUCUGAAGAAGGUUCUGUCUGGAGACCUGCAGGAUCUGCUGCUGCAGCUGCUGAUGCUCCCAGAACAUCUGGAGGCUCAGCGGCUGCAGCAGGCCAUGGUGGGUUUGGGCACUGAUGAGGAAACCCUCCUGGAGGUUCUGUGCACUCGAUCUGGGAAACGACUUCAGGAAAUCAGUGAUGCCUACAAGCAAAGGUACAAGAAAGACCUGGAGAAGGAGCUGAAAGCAGAAACCAGUGGAGACUUUGCUAAACUCCUUGUGGCUCUGUUGAAAAAAGACAACAUGACUGCAGCAGUCCACAGAGAUGUUCAGACUCUCAUGGUGUCUCUGAAUGGGAAAAAAGCUGAUGCAGAACCAUGGAUCAACAUCCUAACAUCCAGAGAGUGGGAUCACCUGGACAAAGUUCUGCUGGGCCUGGAGCUGGAGAGUGGGCAGUCAGUAGAGCAGGUGGUGGAGAAACAGUUCUCUGGAGAUGUUCGACUUGGUUUGAGAGUUUUAGUUCAGUGCAUCCAGGGUUCUGAUGUGUUCCUCGCCAAGAGACUGGCCACCAUGAAGACAUCAUUGGUGCAUGGAAUCAUGGUGUCACACAGCGAAGAAGACCUGCUGAGGAUCAGGACAACAUUUCUUAAACUGACUGGAAACUCUCUCUACUCUGCUCUGCAGAACCAUUUUAAAGGAGAACAUCUGCAGGCUUUGCUGAGUAUCUGUCGAGCUGAAGAUUAAAAGUAUACCUGCAGUUUCUUUUA